AAUCACCUGUUAUAACCUCAAACUUGCAGCUGAUCAUUGUUAUUAAUUCAAAAAUAACUAUACGAACCGAAAUGUUUAAAAGUUCUAGACAAAUUAAUAUUAAAUUAUUAUUUAACAUUUGCAUGUUAAUGCAAAAACAACAAAAACCGCUGCUACGAACAAUUUUGACACAACUGCAAGGCAGUAGAGCAUCAUGCCGUCAUUAUACAACACAGCCAGCAUAUGUAAAGAUAUUCGAUAGAAAUGCAAAAAAACUACAAAAGGAGCGGGCUGCCAUAAAUCCAAAUGUAGAGCUUUAUGAUUAUUUAAAAGAGGAAGUUGGAUUUCGUUUAGCUGAUCGUAUAUUCGAUAUAAAACGAGAAAUCAAAUGCGCAGCUGACAUUGGUUGCAAUCGUGGUUUUCUGUCAAAGCACGUAUUGGCGGAGAGUGUAGGCCAUUUAACAUUAUGUGAUACAAGUCCGACAAUGCUAGCGCAAGCACAGGGAACACCGGGUUUAAAUAUGACAAAACUCGAAGUUGAUGAAGAGCAAUUGGAAUUUGAGGAAAGUUCAUUGGACUUAGUGAUAUCAAGCUUAAGUUUGCAUUGGGUAAAUGAUCUACCAGGCUGUUUUACAAAAGUUAUUAAAAGUUUAAAACCCGAUGGAGUAUUUAUAGGUUCUCUUUUUGGUGGUGAUACAUUAUAUGAGUUGCGUGGAGCAUUACAGUUAGCCGAAUUGGAACGACAAGGUGGCAUCGCUCCACAUAUAUCACCUUUCACACAAAUACGAGAUAUAGGAGCUUUAUUAAAUCGAGCUGGUUUUACCAUGCUUACAAUUGAUACAGAUGAAAUUGUUGUUGGAUAUCCAUCAAUGUAUGAGCUAAUGUGGGAUCUUAAAGGUAUGGCAGAAAAUAAUGCUGCUUUCAAUCGUCCUGCACAUAUAAGUAGAGACACUUUAAUGGCAGCUAGUGCAAUUUAUAAAGAACUGUAUGGAAAGGAUGAUGGUGUUGCGGCUACAUUUCAAAUAAUUUAUUUUGUUGGUUGGAAACCAGCCCCACAUCAACCGAAACCAUUACAACGCGGUAGCGGUGAAGUUUCAUUAAAAGACUUAGGAAAAAUAAUUGAAAGCGGUAGUACAAAGAUGAAAGAUAAAAUCGAUAAAAAAGAUACAAUAGAAACAAAGUAA
Molecule: messenger RNA, 1163 nt
Organism: Teleopsis dalmanni
Lineage: Eukaryota; Metazoa; Arthropoda; Insecta; Diptera; Diopsidae
Product: arginine-hydroxylase NDUFAF5, mitochondrial-like
Exons: 5
Coding region: 72-1163 (363 amino acids)
Biological process (GO): mitochondrial respiratory chain complex I assembly
Cellular component (GO): mitochondrion
Molecular function (GO): S-adenosylmethionine-dependent methyltransferase activity
Source: RefSeq, a predicted model, not a curated record